AUGCACCCACCAUAUCCCAUAAUCAGGCCACGGAGCCUGCGGGUUUUGGCUCCGGUGCAAACCUCAAUGGAUUUGGACUGGGCUUUUAAUAAGUCAAUUGAAGAGUCCAAACAAUUGUGGAGACUGGGGUGUUUCGAUAGUAAGGAAGUUAUGACGUUGGAACAAUCUAGAACCCCAUUUCCGUUCCUACAAAAGAAGGCGAUCCACGAAUUUGCCCACCUCCUUCGGCAUCCGGACCCAAAUACAGUCCCUAUUGUCCAGCAUUUCGCGGUCACUAGCUCCACACAUAGAUCGCCAAUCUACACUUUGCCUCUCGAAAUUACCAACAUGAUUCUUUCAUACCUUUGCGACUUUAAUACUCUCAACUUGGCGCUCGCUAGUCGUCAAAUGUUCAAUAUGUGUAGUUUUCGCCUUCAAAAGAUGAUUAAUCACCGAACAUCUGGUGGUUGGAUCGGUAAAAGACUUGCUGCCGUCGGCGAGAAAGCGUAUACACCCGGAUUUCUCAGUUACGAGCCCAUGAUACAAGGGUAUAGUACUGGCAUGAUCGUGCCAUCUCGGGAAUCUGGAACGAAUAAUAUUCUGGAUUCAUUGUUUGCGGGAUUCAGUACUAGACAAUUAGCGACAGGGAAACAAAUCCUAGAGACUGAGGACGAAGAUCUGGGAAUACAACCCGAAAUCAGAUACGAACGAAGGAAAAGGCUCGCAGGCAUUGUGGCUUGUGGAAGGUACCCUGAAUCCAUUAAUGAGAUUGUGAGGUUCCUUCUUGCCGGAAGCACCAAGACCUCAGGUGACACAACGCCAGUCGGUAGAAGAUCAUAUUUCAUCCGCAAUUUAAAAAAGAGGCACUACAUUCACACAAUCAAAGGAGAAGCCUUCAAAAGAUAUCUCAGAAAAGUCGCAAGUCACAAAAGAACUCUUGAAGGCACCGACCUCGGAAGGUUUACCGCGGAAGAAGCAGCUCUUUGUGCUUUCACUAUGGAAAUUAUGUGGGGAGGGAGUUCGAAAGAAGGGGAAUGGGCAGCUACGGACUGUUUCGAUAUUGUGGAAGAAGGGAAAUGGGAUUUGGCACGUGCGAGGCAAGAAGGCUGGGAGGAUGUUAGUGAUGAUGUGGUAGAAGGGGCUAUUGGGGCCGUUCAAGGAGUCUAUUAA
Molecule: messenger RNA, 1149 nt
Organism: Orbilia oligospora ATCC 24927
Lineage: Eukaryota; Fungi; Ascomycota; Orbiliomycetes; Orbiliales; Orbiliaceae
Exons: 4
Coding region: 1-1149 (382 amino acids)
Molecular function (GO): protein binding
Source: RefSeq, a predicted model, not a curated record